Messenger RNA from Zingiber officinale, 2618 nucleotides. Its product is annotated as QWRF motif-containing protein 2-like. Gene Ontology annotation, molecular function: microtubule binding. Gene Ontology annotation, cellular component: cytoplasm; nuclear microtubule; centrosome. Lineage: Eukaryota; Viridiplantae; Streptophyta; Magnoliopsida; Zingiberales; Zingiberaceae. The record is from RefSeq and is a predicted model, not a curated record. The transcript has 7 exons. Gene Ontology annotation, biological process: centrosome cycle; spindle assembly. Bases 424 to 2301 code for a protein of 625 amino acids.
AAUUGAUUCUAGUGCCACCAUGUACACUGACAGUGUAUUAACAAUUUAAUUAGAUGCUAAUAUGACAGUAACAUACAAAGCUUAUACAUUGUCUAUUGGAGACAGAAGACGAGCGAAAAAAAAAAACUAUAACCACCAUUUUGUCAUUUUGUAAAGAGAAUCCACACACACUGGCGCACCUGCCUCACUCCCCUCUCUCUCUCUCUCUCUCUCUCUCUCAUUUUACUUUGCUACAAAAGUGGUAGAGGAGGAGCUCGAGUCCGGUGCUCCGCCCUUCCUGUCACCGCCCUUCGCUUCCUGGGCCGGUGCAGUGUGAUGGGAUGAAUCGCGUCUUUGUUGGAGAAACUUCGCUCGAGGCCGGUACUCCGCCCUUGGUGCCGACCCGGAGAUCAACAUAGGCCGCCGAGAUCUCCGGCGAGGGAGAUGGCGGCGGCGAUGGCGGCCGCCGCGUCUCGGAAUCCUCCGCACAGGCGUAAGAGCGGCUCGGCCUCUCCGAAUCGGGGAGAUCCCCUCAUCCCUCGCCGCUCGCCGCUGAUCCCUUCCGAGAAGGGCAAUGCCGGCGCUGCCGGCGGGAGGUGGACUCGGGCGAAGGAGAUCGAGUCUCGGUAUCUCUCGUCCUACGGUCCCGCCUCUUCGUUCUCAACCGUGACUUCGUUCUCUUCUUCGGGCUCUUCGUCGAGCGCGUGGCGCUCCCCGUCGCCGCUCCUGGCUGCGCGGCCCUCGACGCCGCGGGCAUUGCCUCAAUCCGCAUCGCAGAAGCGAUCCCACUCCGUGGAUCGGGCGCGGCCUGCGACGCCUCGUGCCGCUUCGCGGCCGGCCACACCGGAGCCCUCUUCUUCGGCAAACCGUGCCCUCUGUAUGACAACCCGGAGCCUCUCUGUGUCGUUUCAAGGGGAGUCGUUCUUUUACCAGACCAGCCGCGCUAAGACCGCAUCCCCCAGCCCUACCAGAAAGGCCACGCCUGAGCGGCGGCGAUCUAGUGCCAGUGCCGCUGCACCAAGGAAGAGUGGCGAUCAUUUGGAGAACUCGAAGCCCUUUGAAAACCAUCAUAGAUGGCCAUCCUCUAGAGUCCAACCGUCUAAUUCGUUGGUUGAUGGGUUGAAUUAUUCGUCUGACAAGAAAGAAACGAGCUUGGCUACCUUCAGGUUGCUCCAGCGAUCAAGGAUGUUUGAUGACUGUGCGAGGAGGGCGUCGUUGGAUGGGAUUGAUGUCUCAGCUUCAUUCGAUACGGAUAGCUUCUCCUCUGGGAGCAGUUCGGGUAUUCGCGAAUCCAAAUUGUCGUCCCGGGAAAAGGUGUCUCCCAGUUGGAUCAAUGUGCCAGCAAGGUUUUGCCAGGAGACAAGCAGGACGGGUAGGCAUCCUGAACCAUACUCUCCUGUUUCUUCACCAGAUUCAAGGUCUGCGGGACAGCAAAAAUUGAGCCUAAUAAAGAAACCGUCGGUGGAUGGCUCUUUGUCUUCUCCAAGGUCAGCUUCUUCACCUCUCCGACCCAUGAGAACUCCUUCUCCAAGUAAGCUUGCUGCUUCAGCAACGAGGGGUUUAACUGCUCUUCGGACAAGAAGUAAUGCUUCAUUGGGUACCUCCCCGCUAAGUCACCCAGGCAAUGCACCUUCAAUCAUAAGCUUUGCUGCUGAAGUGCGGAGAACAAAGAAAGGGGAAAAUCGGAUUGAGGAGGCUCACUCAUUGAGGUUGUUUGAUAACCGACAUUUACAGUGGCGAUUUGUUAAUGCCAGGUCUGAUACUGCUCUUCUAGUGGAGAAACUAACUGUAGAGCGCGGUAUGGGAGGAAUGUGGUUUUACUUCAAAAUUAUCCAUAAUGCAUGGAAAACUAUCACAGAGUUGCGUGAUUCCAUCACUAUUAAAAGGAUCAAGCUACAACGUCUGACCCAACAUUUAAAGCUAUUUUCUAUUCUUAAGGGGCAAAUGGCCUCUCUGGAAGAGCUGUUAAUUUUGAAGAGAGAUCAUUCAAGCUCAUUAUCAGGAGCUACUGAAGCACUGAAGGCUAGCACACUUCGUCUUCCUAUAGUUAGUGGAGCCAAGGCAGAUAUCCUGGAAGUCAAGGAUGCUGUUGGCUCAGCACUUAAUAUGAUGCAGGUUAUGGGAUCUUCAAUAUGCUCUCUAUUAUCUAAGGUAGAGGGUGUGAGUAGUUUUGCUUCCGAAAUUACUAAACUAGUUCUGCAAGAGCAAGCGCUUCUCUCCCGAUCAAGAAAUCUCUUGACUACCCUUGCAGCUCUGCAUGUAAAGCAGUGCAGUAUCCAAGGGCAUCUUUUACAACUAAGACGAACAGAAAGCGAGAGAUAAAGCACAGGGAAUAUUCAAUUACCAAACUUGUGAUCACUAACAUGACAGCAAACUCCUCUUUUUUACAUCUGGAGCAUUGUGAAGGUAAUAAAGUGUGAAGAAAUGUUUGCUUGAUGAAAAGUGAGUGCUUUUGUACUACUUGUAUCGUCUUUCCUUGCCUAUUUAUGUAACUUCUUUUUUGUUUUAUAUUCUUUUCCUCUGUUUUUUUUGGUUCUCUCUUUCUGAUUGUAUUGUUGUGUCACCGAACCCCAUACAGAACGUUGUAUUUGUUAUGCUGAUCAAAGAGAAUGUCGUGUAAAAAGUGUUUGUUGCUACUA